CUGGAAGCUGAAGCUGUGCCUGAAGUAUCUGAAAAAUACGGAAUUAGUUCUGUUCCAACGUUCCUAUUCUUUAAGAAUUCCCAGAAAGUUGACAGACUAGAUGGUGCCCAUGCCCCAGAGCUGACCAAAAAAGUGCAGCGCCACGCGUCCAGCAGCGCCGUUCCUGCCGGCUCCAACGCCAGUGCCAGAGAAGAUCUGAAUGUGCGUCUGAAGCAGCUCAUCAAUGCUGCCCCUUGCAUGCUCUUCAUGAAAGGGUCUCCGAAGGAACCUCGCUGUGGUUUCAGCAAACAAAUGGUGGAGAUACUGAACAAACAUGGGAUUUCAUUUAGCAGUUUUGAUAUUUUUUCUGAUGAAGAAGUUCGUCAGGGGCUCAAAACAUACUCUAAUUGGCCAACUUACCCGCAGUUGUAUGUAGCUGGAGAGCUUAUAGGUGGAGUUGAUAUUGUCAAGGAACUUGAGGCGUCUGGAGAACUGGACACAGUCUGUCCGAAGGCACAGAAAUUGGAGGACAGGCUUAAAAUGUUGAUAAACAAAGCUCCUGUGAUGCUUUUUAUGAAGGGAAGCAAACAGGUGGCAAAAUGUGGAUUCAGCAAGCAAAUUAUAGAAAUCAUGAAUAAUACUGGCAUUGAUUAUGAGACGUUUGACAUACUGGAAGACGAAGAGGUGCGGCAAGGAUUAAAAACCUAUUCCGACUGGCCGACGUACCCCCAGCUGUAUGUGAAAGGUGAACUUGUUGGAGGGCUGGAUAUUGUUAAGGAGCUGAAGCAAAAUGGUGAAUUGUUGCCUGUUCUGAAGGGUGAAAAUUAA
This is a messenger RNA of Tauraco erythrolophus (red-crested turaco), 807 nucleotides long. The record is from RefSeq and is a predicted model, not a curated record. NCBI's taxonomy places the organism in Eukaryota, Metazoa, Chordata, Aves, Musophagiformes, Musophagidae.